Molecule: messenger RNA, 2875 nt
Organism: Aspergillus calidoustus
Lineage: Eukaryota; Fungi; Ascomycota; Eurotiomycetes; Eurotiales; Aspergillaceae
Source: the annotation of a GenBank genome assembly
CCACCCAUACUUAUCUACUUACCAAGGUGUCUUCCAUCCUGUGAUCCAUCAGCUUGGGAGACUUCUGCAAACUGCCAACUCUCUUGUCUUCAUGUUUCGCGUCCAGCCUCGUUUCUUCGGCGUUCUCGGUGUUACCUAAGCUGAGCCUCCUUCUGCGACUUGUUCUGGCGCGCACGCCAGUCUUCUGAUCACCGGGCGCCCGUUCCGUUGCUCUUCCAUUCACGACACACCCUAGAUAGUCACCCUCGAAUCUUCGAAUCCUCGAGCUUCACCCUGACAAACAUUCUGUGAGUAUCACUCGUGCUGCUCAACCAGCAGGCUUCUGCGCUGGAUAUCUGCCUUCCGAUAACUCUCUACCCCUCCUCACCUUCCGACCUCGUGUUCUCCAUUACCUACCCACAAGCUUGCGCCAUCAGCUUCGUUCUAUCGCCCUCUUGAUAUCGAGUCUCUUCUGUGAGGUAUCCCACCCGGGAUUUCCAGAUUUCGAUCUGGGCUUCUUCCAUACCUUUCUCACCCACCAGUGUUAUCAUCACAUCCGAAGUCAUGCCUGAGUUACGAGCUACCGUGGUCCUCGUCAGUCUGGGCCUUGACGACGCAUUCCCUCAUCGUGUUCUUACCUUCGAAUCCGAGGCAGACCGCAUCGAGAUUGGCAGAGCUUCAAAGCGAGAAAACAAGAACUUGUUACCUUCCCACCAGAAUGCCUUGUUUGACUCCCGUGUCAUGUCACGCACCCACGCUAUCCUCCAUGCGUCCUUUGAAAAGAAGCUCCUGUAUAUCCGUGACCCCGGCUCGAUGCAUGGGACUUGGUUGAACCGAGAAAAGCUACCCGUUGACAAGGAUAUCACGGUGAACAAUGGCGAUGUGCUGACGUUCGGCGUUGAGGUGGUCCGUGGCGUUGAUACUUUUCCUCCUUUAGCAGUCCGUUGUGAAUGCCAGUGGCUUGAAACCAAGAAUGAGACUGUUGUUCAGAAGCAGCAGACUUCCAAUACUUUCUGUGUCCCCGAAGAUGAUGAUGACGAUGACGAUAAUGAAUAUGAUGAUGAUGACAAUGACGAGAAUGACUGUGAAAUCACCUCUCAUAACCCAGUUGCACUUGAUCUUACUGGUGAUCAGAGUUCCGAGUCGGAUGCCUCCAGUGUUGACUCUGACUCAGAAGAAGACAGCCAUUCUGUGAUUGAGAUUCAAUCUCCUACAUCAUCCCCGCCAAAGAAUGACGAAACAAAGGACAGUCAUGCAAUCGAGCCACCAAUGAUGGCUACCGGACCUAUCAGUAAGAGCCUCAUUGAGCAGAACAAUGAACGCUCUGAGGACCCUGAGCAGCCCUUGGCGACUCCAAGGAUGACCCCACCUUCAGUAGACUACGAGUCAGAAGAUCCUAACGGAGAAAACCAAUACUAUGACGAAUGUUUUGCGCAUAGCUCAGAUGAUGAGGGCUCCGAUGUUGACUCCGAGGGCUGGGCGCUGAACGCCGAAGUGGACGACGCUGCAGAUCACACAGUCCUCGAACCAUGCGGUAAUACUCACUUUCCCACAGAGACGUUGGAAGGCGUCUCAAAUGCGACCCCAGUAGCGCGGACUUCUUCCCUUGACUGCUUGAAGAAAGCUGCUGUGGCCGAACAUCUUCCCAACGACAUACUAGGCAGCUGGAACGUCCCUCCCUUCUAUGGUAUGAAUCGCCUUCCAGAGAUCAAGUUCAGCACACCUUUUCAGCAAGCAGAGCAAUCAGUCGCUAGCAUGUCUCACCCCUCACCGCCGAGGCUACCCUCCCUGUGUCAGACUUUUGAGAGAGUGGGAGCAAAUAUGGAGCCUUCUUUCCAGUACGGGCACUCAGCCGAGCACAUCUCGGCCGCUGUCCCUAGCCACGGGUAUACUCCAAUGCCAGCUGAUACAACUAAAGCUUCCUUUAGCCCCCAAGUCGACUCGUCGUCAGGUCAAAGCUCCCAACUGUCAUCUACUCACUACAAGGACGGGCCAUUUGCCAGUACGAAUCCAAUAGUACGCACCAAAUCAACCUUGGUCAGCUGCAGCUCCAAGCCCGAGAUUUUACCCUUCAUGGAUCCGCUGGCACCGAUGAUUCCCAGGAUGUCUUGUGAUGUAUUCCCCGAACCAGAGACUGAAAAACCGCUGGCAUCCGAGGAAUGGAAAACCUUCAACACUGGUUCGGAAAAGAUAACCACAAAGAAGCGCAAGGCUCCAGAAAUGGAAUCAGAACCCGUCGAGGUGGUGAAAACUGUGGAUUUGGCCAACAAAAAAGCUGACAUCUCUGAUAUUCAGAAGCAAGAUGUCACCACCGCUAUUGAUCAACAAGGUACACAGAUAACCGCCGUGGGCGUUAUAAAAGCUCGUGAGGACGUGGAGCGUCCGACAAAGCGGGCAAAGGCCUCACGGACGACGAGCCUUCGUAGCCAUGCCACGACGGCUAUCAUUGGAGCUGUGGUUGGUGCAGUGGGUACUAUUGCGGCCCUGGCAUCGCUUCCUCCAGACUACUUUGCCUAGGACCCCCGAAGCAGCUGUUGGAAAUGAUUGUGGCGUUAUCAUGGUGAAUCAAGGAUUGUGAUUGCGGGGUGGGAUUCGCUUACUUUUCGAUAUUGACUCUCCUUGCCAAUUUAUCUCUUCUUUUCUUUUAUGCUACUCUGCUCGAUUCGACGCGAUUCUAUGAGGCGUCUUUGCUUUGUCUUUGUUCUCCUGUUCAAGUAACUGGUGUAUUUGCGCGGUGCAAACUAGUUAGAAAUUGGCCACAGUUGGAGCUGCAUUUUCCCUAUUUAGCAGAACAAACGCCGCUACUCAGAAGAAACUGCUCAGCUCUACUGCGCCGUGUAGGCGUAGUUGGUGCCUGAUUACCUCGUAGAGUCAGGCUGUAUCCUGCAUUCCGAAU